AUGGGGACGCUCCAAGGACCCUAUUACGAGAAGAUGGUGGGGAGCACCUCGAUUGGAUUCUCUGAUAUGGUGGUCGCCGAAGAAAGAAUCGAGAGUGGGCUGAAAAGUGGGAAGAUACCCAAUGCUGUGGGCCCGUCUAAUGGAGCAAAGAAACCGUAUGUCGAUUUUGCCAAGAAAAAAGAGGGUGAGACUAACAACACGUCAGUGGCCAGAGGGAGAGGCAGAGCACAUCGAGUCCCAUAUCAGCAAGUGGCUGCCGUGACACCUGGCCCAUAUCAGCAGAAUGUGGGGCCACCGCCAAAUCACUACCAACAACAGUAUGCUCCUCCACAACAACAAUACUAUCCGCCAGGACAACAGAGGCUAAGGAAGCCUGAAAGGAAAUUUGAUCCUAUUCCAACCACUUAUGCACGCAUGCUGCCAUAUCUGCUCAAAGGGUCGCUGGUGCAAUUAAGGGAACUAAAGCCUCCAACGGUACUACCUCCUGGAUAUGACGCGAACGCCCACUGUGAGUUUCAUAUGGGAGCACCUGGCCAUACAAUUGAAAACUGCAGGGCCUUGAAGCACAAGGUGCAGGAUUUGAUCGAUUCCAAAGCCAUUACCUUCACACCUAAUGGCCCUAACACCAAUAACAAUCUUAUGCCGACACACGCCGGUCCCUCCGUGAGUGUGGUCGAAGUGGAUAAGAUGGUGAAGCAAUGUGUAGGGGACAUAAGAACUCCGUUGUCUAUUGUUAAGGAGCAAUUACUGAUGAAAGAUGUACAUCCCGGAUGUGACGCCAAAUGUGAAGGCUACUUAAUGAAUCCCCAUGAAUGUGAAAGGUUGAAGGUCGGUAUUCAGAGAUUGAUUGAUCAGCAAGUAUUGAUAGUGGAACAAAUUCCCGCUAAUAAUGAGGUAGACAUGCUUGAAAUCCCGUAUGAUCCUGUACGAGUACCUAUCGAGAUCCCCUAUGAUCCGAUUCCGGUGCCUGCUACAGCAUACCCGAUCACACCACUUGUGAUUACGGUCCCUGCUCCGUUCGCUUUUGACAAUACAAAAGCAGUGCCAUGGAAUUAUGACUCGAAGGUAUUUCUAUAUGGGCAAGAGAUGAAAGAGGAGCCCACAAGACCUGAAGAAGCUAGUGUGAAUAUCACUAGAGCCGGGGGCAUAACCCGCAGUGGUAGGGUAUUCGCACCAGCAUGUCCCGCAGGUGGUGUUGAUCAAGGAGCCUCAAACAGAAACCCUGGGAAGCAGGUGGCAAAUGAUGAGGGACGAGGGCCAAAUGCAGCGGAGAAGGUAAAUCCUAAUGAUGAAGUGGAGGAAUUCCUCCGCCUUAUCAAGAAAAGUGAUUACAAGGUGGUUGAUCAACUCAAUCAAACACCGUCAAAGAUAUCCAUGCUUGCACUCUUGAUGAGUUCAGAGGCGCACCGAGAAGCUCUGAUGAAGUUCUUGAGGACCGCCCAUGUCCCUCAAGAAAUAUCAGUAAAUCAGUUCGAAGCUGUAGUGGCCAACAUAUCUGCAAGUAGUUGCCUAGGGUUCAAUGAUGAUGAAUUGCCACCUGAGGGUAGAAAUCACAACAAGGCACUCCAUAUUUCUAUCGAAUGUGUGGAUACAGUCUUGUCCAGAGUAUUGGUGGAUACCGGCUCUUCGUUAAAUAUCCUACCCAAGAACUCACUUUCUAAGCUGACCAUCGAGGGAUUGGUGAUGAAACCUAGCUCACUCAUUGUAAGGGCAUUUGAUGGGUCAAGGAGGACAGUAAUAGGAGAGGUGGAUCUCCCCAUGAAGAUAGGGCCUCACAUCUUCUUUAUCACCUUUUACGUGAUGGACAUUUACCCUGCCUAG
This is a messenger RNA of Lathyrus oleraceus (garden pea), 1821 nucleotides long. RefSeq lists its product as uncharacterized. The coding region runs from base 1 to 1821 and encodes 606 amino acids. The transcript is spliced from 2 exons. Gene Ontology annotation, biological process: proteolysis. Gene Ontology annotation, molecular function: aspartic-type endopeptidase activity. NCBI's taxonomy places the organism in Eukaryota, Viridiplantae, Streptophyta, Magnoliopsida, Fabales, Fabaceae. The record is from RefSeq and is a predicted model, not a curated record.